Messenger RNA from Lampris incognitus (smalleye Pacific opah), 3873 nucleotides. RefSeq names its product formin-like 1a (gene fmnl1a). Gene Ontology annotation, biological process: cortical actin cytoskeleton organization; cell migration; regulation of cell shape. The transcript has 26 exons. Gene Ontology annotation, molecular function: small GTPase binding; actin filament binding. NCBI's taxonomy places the organism in Eukaryota, Metazoa, Chordata, Actinopteri, Lampriformes, Lampridae. Gene Ontology annotation, cellular component: cytosol. The coding region runs from base 258 to 3599 and encodes 1113 amino acids. The record is from RefSeq and is a predicted model, not a curated record.
UGAGGAGCAGCGUGUUCUAUACACUUUUAUUAUCUCACUGUGCCCAAAAGGCAUGACCCUUUUUGACGUCUGCUAAAAAAACCCAUCAAAAGUACAUGUGGACAGAAGAGCGGGGACAGGUUUUAGAAAGGACAGACAUGAGAAGGAAGAGCCUGGUUUCAUCACUCACCCUUUCCUCGGGCCCAAGACAGAUUUAAUUCUCGGUGAAAGGAGUUUGCGUGACCUUCGCCCUCCUGGAUUACUUGUGGAGAUUCGUGAUGGGGAACGCCGCAGGCGGGGGUGUGGUGCAGGAACAGGCCGAGGCCCAGGAGACCGAGAACUCAGUAGGGACGGCGCCAAGUAUGAGCAAUCCCACACCCACCGUACAGAAGAAGCAGCUGGCUCCCCCUAAACUGCCCGUACCCCCAGAGAAGGAACUGGAGGAGCGAUUCAACGUGGUGCUGAGCUACAUGAACUUGCCCCCAGAUAAACUGAACCUUCUGAGCCAGUACGACAACGAGAAGAAAUGGGAGCUGGUGUGUGAUCAGGAGCGCUUCCAAGUGAAGAGCCAACCCUGUGCUUACCUGACUAAGAUCAAGAGUUUCUACCAGGACCAGGGAGGGGUGCCCCGCAGGCUCAAGAAGCGGAUCCAAGAUGCUACUCAGGUCCUCAAAGACCUGGAGAUAUCCCUUCGCACCAAUCAUAUUGGAUGGGCCCAGGAGUUUCUCAGCGAGGAAAACAAAGGUUUGGACGUGUUGGUGGAAUACCUCUCCCACGCACAUAGUGAUAUCUUGUUUGAAAUAGAAGGACUUGAGAAUGGUGGCAGUCUGUCAGAGAAAGGAAAGUCCACUGAGAGGUCACUGGAGGACCUGAAUAAGAGCAGCAGCCAGUCUCAUGGCAUGACCCGAGCUGCUCGUGCUCUGACACUGAGGUUAAGCAAUACUCUGGCCAACAGAAUUCAUAAAAAAUCCCAUUCGGCCAACCAGAGAGAUGAUGUGCAUGUGUGCAUCAUGUGCCUGCGAGCGAUCAUGAACUACCAGUCUGGGUUUAACCUGGUCAUGACUCAUCCACACUGCGUCAAUGAAAUCACCCUUAGUCUCAACAGCAAGAAUCCCAGAACCAGAGCGCUGGUGUUGGAGUUGCUGGCUGCUGUGUGUCUUGUUAGGGGAGGCCAUGACAUCAUUCUCUCUGCCUUUGACAACUUUAAAGAGGUGAGCAGAGAAAAGAACCGCUUUGAGAAACUGAUGGAGUACUUCGCCAGUGACGACAGCAACAUGGACUUCUUGGUAGCCUGCAUGCAGUUCAUAAACAUCGUGGUCCAUUCAGUGGAGAACAUGAACUUCCGCGUCCAUCUACAGUACGAAUUUACACAUCUUGGAUUAGACCGGUAUCUGGAGACUCUGAGGCUAACGGAGAGCGAGCAGCUGCAGGUGCAAAUCCAGGCCUACCUGGACAACGUGUUCGAUGUUGGAGCCCUGCUGGAAGAUGCUGAGAGCAGAGGAGGAGUGCUGGAUCACAUGAACGAAUUACAAGAACACAACACACAGCUGAGUGUCAGGCUACACGAAGUCGAGAGUCAGACGGCGGAAAGAAUAGCCGAACUGGAGACUCAGCUUAUGCAGACCAUCAAAGAGACCGAGCUGCUCAAGGAAAGCCUGCGGGAGUCCUGCUCCCAGGUCAGCACCCUGCAACAGCGGGAGAGGGAGAAGGAGCUGGACAGAGAGAGGGAGAGGGACAGGGAGCGUCUGAGUUCCCAGGUGUCUCCUCAGAGCCCCAUGGAGCUGGAGCAGAAGGUGCAGGAGCUGCAGGACAGGGGGCUGAUCCGACUGGGGCGCACUGCAUCUGGGGCUCUGGACAUCCAGGUUGUGCCCGUUACCACGGUUGAAUAUGUCCAGGUCCCGGUCUCCAGUUCCCUGUCCGGUAAUGGAGGCCCAGACUCUCCUGAAUCCUCUUUCUUGUCGGCGCCAAACGUUCUUGCCUGUGCCUCGGUCUCUGCUCCCCCUCCCCCUCCCCCUCCACCUCCACCUGGUGGUCCUGGGGAGUCCACAUUCACCCCACCUCCUCCGCCUCCACCGCCACCGCUACCAGGUGCCAACGCCAGUGCUGCACCUCCACCUCCACCACCACCACCUCCACCUCCUGCUCCUGGAGGGGGUCCGCCCCCGCCCCCUCCCCCACCCGGUUUUGGGCCCCCACCCCCACCUGGAGCCCCGCCAGUACCAGACAGUCAACCUGAGUCAAAGAGCAGGAAGCCCAUCCAGACCAAGUUUCGGAUGCCGUUGUUCAACUGGCAGGCUUUGAAAGCCAGUCAGGUGACAGGCACUGUCUUCAAUGAGCUGGAUGAUGAGCAGGUGUUAGGGGAGCUGAACAUGGAGAUAUUUGAGGAACAGUUUAAGACCAAAGCCCAGGGUGCUCCAGCAGAACUGUCCAGUUUGAAAGUGAAAGUUGUCCAGAAACCCCCGAGUAAGGUGUCUCUGAUGGAUGGCAACAAGGCCAAGAACCUGGCCAUCACUCUGCGCAAGGCGGGCAUGAGCCCGGUCAACAUCUGCACUGCCAUAGAGACGUAUGACCAGCAUGCUUUGGCCUUGGACUUCCUGGAGUUAAUGGAGCGGUUCAUACCGUCAGACUAUGAACGAAAGCUGCUGCUAAACUACGAGAAGGAGGGGCGUCCGUUGGAGGAGCUGUCGGACGAGGACCAGUUUAUGAUUCGCUUCGGAAAGAUUUCCCGUCUGAGCCAACGAAUAAACACCCUCACCUUCAUGGGCAAUUUCCCAGAGACUGUUAAACGUCUGCAGCCGCAACUAAACUCCAUUAUUGCUGCAUCCGUAUCUAUAAAGUCCUCGGCCAAAUUGAAGAAACUCUUAGAAAUCAUUCUGGCUUUUGGUAACUAUAUGAACAGCAGUAAGAGGGGUGCAGCUUAUGGGUUCCGUCUGCAGAGUCUGGACAUUCUGCUAGAGACCAAGUCCACCGACCGCUCCCAGACGCUGCUCCACUUCAUCGCCAACAUCAUCCAAGAGAAAUACCCCGACCUGGCGUCCUUCCACUCGGAGCUACUCUUUGUGGACAAGGCUGCCCUGGUGUCCUUGGAUGGCAUCCUGCAGGACAUCAGGUCGCUAGAACGAGGGAUGGAGAUGACCAAGAAGGAGUUCAUGGUGCAGGACGACAGCCGUGUGCUAAAGGACUUUGUAAAGUCCAACAGUGAACAGUUGGAGUCUUUACUCAAAGACAGCAAGUCAGCGCAGGAGGCCUAUGUCUCUGUGGUGGAGUAUUUUGGCGAGAACCCCAAAACCACACAGCCGUCCAUGUUUUUCCCCACAUUCGCCCGCUUCAUAAAGGGCUAUAAGAAAGCAGAGCAGGACAAUGAGGGGAGGAAGCAAGCGAAAAGCAAAAGCAGUGAGGACAAAGCUAACACGCCGUCUCCUAACAAGGCUGGGCCAGAAAAGUCUCCUAUGCCCAAGAUGCCCCAGAUGGACCUGAUAGCUGAGCUGAAGAGGAGGCAGGUGAAGCCUCAGGUACGGGAGGGGAAGGAUGGAGCUCUGGAGGACAUCAUCACAGACUUGAGGACUACACCAUACAGACGGACAGACGGUCGAAGAUCUGCGCAGCGCCAGGACCCUUGAACCACUUCUGCUCCAAAACGUUUCACAACAUACAAAGAGUUACUCAGGUUUAUGUACAGGAUGACACAUGCACAGAUGUCCAGAAAUAAGCGUGCACGCCUGCAGAAAUAUUUUAUGUAAAUAUAUAACUAGCUAUUGGAGGUUGUUUGUAAUGUAACAGUACACGACUUUGAUUCCAAAUUUCGCUAAAACACAUCAUGAUACAUGAUAUUGUCCUGAAUUGCUUUGUAUGUUCACAUUUUGUAAUGUUUCUCUUGAAAAUUAAAACGUGACU